AUGAGGUCACCAGCUGAAACAAAAUUGAGGUGGGAGGAGACAUUCAAGCAUGGGACCAGGAUAUCUGACCUCCAACGGGCCAUCAAAUUCAACGGUCCAGAGAGUCCAUGCGUAGCUGGUCUACGCUCUCUCUGUUGGAAGGGCUUCCUACUAUUCCCGCACGCUCCCGCUGAAGAAUGGCCUCAACUUUUGCGCCAACUUCGAGACUCAUAUGAUACCCUGUGCGAACAGCAUCUCAAAUUUAUCAGGCACCCCGAACAACUAGCCGCCCUAUCCUUCGAUCCCCUUGCAGACGAUCCCGACUCUCCUUGGAUCACUGGGCGCCAAGAUGAAGCCAUCCGCGCCGAGAUCCAGCAAGAUGUUUCGCGGCUUCCCGAUGAUCCAUUCUAUCACCAGGAGGUCAUUCAGACCAUGAUUCUGGAUAUCCUGUUCCUCUACUGCAAACUCAACCCUUCCGCCGGCGGGUACCGUCAGGGAAUGCACGAGUUACUUGCGCCAAUUGUCUAUGUCGUUGCGCAGGACUCGGUGGACGGCAAGCAGUCUUCAGCGGUUGAUACUUUCGAUCCUACGAUAGUGGAAUUGUUGGACGCUUCUCAGGUCGAGCAUGACUCCUUUGCCUUGUUCUCCAAGGUUAUGGACCGUGCUGGCGCUUUUUACGAGGUUGAGCAAAACACCAUCGUCGAAAAAAGCAAAUACAUCCAUGAAGUUGCCUUGCUCAAAAUUGAUGAGGAACUUGCGAACCAUUUGCGAGACAUUGAAGUUCUGCCGCAAAUAUUCUUGAUACGAUGGAUACGCCUCCUUUUUGGAAGAGAGUUUCCCUUUGAACAAACCAUGAUAUUAUGGGAUGCCAUCUUUGCCUUUGAUCCCAACUUGGAGAUGAUAGAUCUCAUAUGCGUAGCUAUGCUUCUCAGGAUUAGAUGGACGCUCCUCGAAGCUGAGUACUCGGUGGCACUUCAGCUGCUUCUGAAAUAUCCAGCCCCUCCACCACCGCACGGCCCUCACACCUUUGUCGACGAUGCUUUAUAUUUGCAGAAACACUUUGAUGCCGCGGGCGGUGUCGCACUAAUCGCCAAAUACAGCGGUAGACUGCCUGCGGCAGCAUCAGUGGCAUCAACAGCAACCUCGACCCCUGCACGGUCAUCCACCCCAUCAUUUUCAGGCUUUGGUUCACUCCGACAAAGAACUCUCGGUGCCAGGUCACCGUUAUCUUCCACGACAAAACUCUUGCAGCAACCGGGUGGUGUGGAGGCUAUCCUGCGCGGUGCUGCCAAAAAUGUCAUUGAGAAAAGCGAAAAACUCGGACUUAACGAUGCUGUCCGUGACGCUGUUGGGGAAAUACGUCGCAACAUGCAAGGCUUUCAAGAGUCUCGAAGUUCGCCCAGAAUCAACAGAUCACUGUUUCCCGGAAACACUCUGGCUGUUUCCAUUUGGGAGCAGAGGAAUCGUCAGUUAGCAACCAUGUUGGAAGAGUCAAUCACGAACCUCAAACAGCUGGUGGCCUCUGACUUUGAGGGCGACAAGCAGAAACAGCUCGAGACAGUGGAACUUGCCACGGCCAAGAUCCAGUACGUGAAGGCCUGCUUGGAGGAUUCCACGCUGGAUUUGCCAGAGGAAGAACCUCCGACGCUGGCAACAUUGAGCAUUUCCACCCUCCCCGAAAUCAGAUCGCCGACGGUUGCGUUGGAUACCACACCGGUGGUUAUGACAUCAUCCGCCGUUGAAGAAGCCAGAAGUUCACUCUCGUCACCGGCUUCAUCGGAUAGAAGCAAGCAGCUGUCGUCGGUGCCGGAGGAGCCACAUGUUGAACCUGUUGCGGAGGAAAUGGUUGAUAAGAUGGACACCGAUCCACCAGAAAGAAAACAAACACCACCGCCACCAGCCCCAGCCCCCGUCCCCAACCCAGAACCGUCGACUUCUGUUGGACAGACCCCUGCAACUAGCCCGACCCCUAAGGAGCGCCCGAAAGGACCAAUACCUACACGGUCAACCUUGGCUCAGUCCUCUUUUGCGUGGAUGUUGGAGCCAGACACUACAAUAUCAGCUGCUCGGUCGCCGCCGAGUAGGCCUCUGAGCAGCAGUGGAAAGAAGAAGCACAACCCCAGCCGGGAAAAGAACGCGUUCUUGUUUGGAGAAGUGGUUCCGAGUGAUGGAGCGGCAGGGGAAAGGACAGUAUCACCAGACGAGAUCUUUGGACUGCAGCCGAUCAGGAAGGGCUGA
Podospora anserina S mat+ is the source of this 2217-nucleotide messenger RNA. RefSeq lists its product as uncharacterized. NCBI's taxonomy places the organism in Eukaryota, Fungi, Ascomycota, Sordariomycetes, Sordariales, Podosporaceae. The record is from RefSeq and is a predicted model, not a curated record. Gene Ontology annotation, biological process: activation of GTPase activity. Gene Ontology annotation, molecular function: GTPase activator activity. The transcript has 4 exons. Bases 1 to 2217 code for a protein of 738 amino acids.